Alnus glutinosa is the source of this 1750-nucleotide messenger RNA. RefSeq names its product ATP-citrate synthase alpha chain protein 2. NCBI's taxonomy places the organism in Eukaryota, Viridiplantae, Streptophyta, Magnoliopsida, Fagales, Betulaceae. Gene Ontology annotation, biological process: tricarboxylic acid cycle; succinyl-CoA metabolic process. Gene Ontology annotation, molecular function: succinate-CoA ligase (ADP-forming) activity. Gene Ontology annotation, cellular component: cytosol; succinate-CoA ligase complex. The record is from RefSeq and is a predicted model, not a curated record. The transcript is spliced from 12 exons. Bases 159 to 1430 code for a protein of 423 amino acids.
ACCCACCCAGACGGCCAGACCCACGCACCCAACAACCCGCUCUACUCCAAACUUUCCUUUAUUGGUACUUGUUCGAGAUCUUCUUACACUCCGAUCCCACGCUUCUUUAUCUUCAUCUUCUUCGCGCUAGCUGUUGAUUUGUAAAAUCAGUUGCGAAAAUGGCGAGGAAGAAGAUCAGAGAGUACGACUCUAAGCGCCUCAUGAAGGAGCACCUCAAACGCCUCGCCAACAUCGACCUCCGAAUUCACUCCGCCCAGGUGACGCAAGCAACAGACUUCGCCGAGUUAACAAACCAAGAACCAUGGCUUUCAUCCACCAGAUUGGUUGUGAAGCCCGACAUGUUGUUUGGGAAGCGUGGAAAGAGCGGCUUGGUGGCACUGAACUUGGAUUUAGCUGAAGUUGCUGAGUUUGUGAAAGCUCGCCUUGGGGUUGAGGUUGAGAUGGGCGGUUGCAAGGCACCAAUCACCACAUUCAUUGUUGAACCGUUUGUUCCCCAUGACCAGGAAUAUUACCUCUCAAUAGUCUCUGACAGGCUUGGAUCCACCAUUAGCUUUUCAGAAUGUGGGGGUAUUGAAAUUGAAGAGAACUGGGAUAAAGUUAAGACUAUAUUCCUUCCAACUGAAAAGCCUAUGACAUUGGAGGUUUGCGCUCCAUUGAUAGCUACACUGCCCUUGGAGGUUCGGGGGAAAAUUUCUGACUUCAUAAUGGCUGUGUUUGCUGUAUUUCAAGAUCUUGACUUCAGUUUCAUAGAGAUGAAUCCAUUCACGCUGGUGAACGGGGAGCCAUAUCCCUUGGAUAUGAGGGGCGAAUUGGAUGACACUGCUGCAUUUAAGAACUUUAAAAAGUGGGGUGACAUUGACUUUCCGCUGCCUUUUGGAAGAGUCCUGAACCCAACAGAAAGUUUCAUUCACUCGUUGGAUGAAAAGACAAGUGCAUCUUUGAAAUUCACGGUGUUGAACCCAAAAGGACGCAUCUGGACAAUGGUAGCUGGAGGUGGUGCAAGUGUUAUAUAUGCUGACACUGUUGGCGAUUUGGGUUAUGCGCAGGAGCUUGGUAACUAUGCAGAGUAUAGCGGAGCUCCAAAUGAGGAGGAGGUGUUGCAAUAUGCAAGGGUUGUUAUUGAUUGUGCUACUUCAGAUCCUGAUGGUCGUAAGAGAGCCCUUAUUAUUGGAGGAGGUAUUGCUAACUUCACUGAUGUUGCUGCUACUUUCAAUGGGAUAAUUCGAGCCCUUAAAGAGAAGGAGUCUAAACUAAAAGCAGCAAGAAUGCACAUCUAUGUUCGAAGAGGUGGUCCUAACUAUCAGACUGGUUUGGCAAAGAUGCGCACUUUGGGAGAGGAACUUGGUGUACCCAUAGAGGUAUAUGGGCCCGAGGCCACAAUGACCGGAAUCUGCAAACAGGCAAUUGAUUGCAUCGUCUCUGCAGCAUAGUUUUCACAAUUCUUUUUGCUCCUCUGUCAACAUGUGUCAGAAAAUAAUUUGGUGCAAGUUGGGCCGUGAAAUAAUUUAGCAUUGGGCUUCCUUGAAGGCAUAAUAAGAUCGAGCAGAUUGGAUUGUUGUGAACUCUUUAAAACUUUUUCUUUCAUUUUAAAUUUUGUAACUUUUCUCUCCAGCAAGCAUGACCUGGUUGUAAACGCCACUCAUUCUCUAGUGUGAUCCUUAAUGAUCUGAGUGUCGAUCAUUUUUUUUUUGACCCCUAUUGAAAACAUUUUGUUCAAGGAGAGAGAUCUAAGCAAAUUUUUCUUUUUUGA